Molecule: messenger RNA, 1350 nt
Organism: Oncorhynchus tshawytscha (Chinook salmon)
Lineage: Eukaryota; Metazoa; Chordata; Actinopteri; Salmoniformes; Salmonidae
Product: olfactory receptor 11A1-like
Exons: 1
Coding region: 1-951 (316 amino acids)
Biological process (GO): G protein-coupled receptor signaling pathway
Cellular component (GO): membrane
Molecular function (GO): G protein-coupled receptor activity; olfactory receptor activity
Source: RefSeq, a predicted model, not a curated record
AUGAUGAACUCAACACAAUUCACGUCAUUUAUCCUAGCUGGAUAUAGUGACAUUGGACACUUAAAGUACUUGUAUUUCAUUAUAUUAACUGUCUUAUAUGUCUCCAUAGUUUUUGCGAACACAGUGCUUAUUGUGGUAAUAUGUAUGGAGAGAAGCCUUCAUGAACCCAUGUAUCUGUUUCUGUGCAGUUUGUUUGUAAAUGACUUGUAUGGUACCACUGGUUUGUUUCCUGCUCUCAUGACUCAUUUGGUUUCAGAUGACCAUACAGUUUCCACUGUGUGCUGUUACCUACAGAUAUUUGUCUUAUACACAUAUGGAUCUACUGAAUUCAUCAAUUUAGCAGUCAUGUCCUACGACAGGUACCUUGCUAUAUGUUAUCCACUACAGUAUAACGCCAUCAUGGCACCCAGCAAGGUGUGUAUUUUAAUUUGUGCAAUAUGGUUGUACUCUUUUGUAAAAUUCACCAUACAACUGUCUUUAACUAUUCGUUUGCGAUUGUGUGGAAACGUCAUAGACAAAGUGUAUUGUGACAACUACCUGGUAGUUAAACUUGCCUGUUCAACUUCAGAUACGACAGUUAACAACAUCUCUGGACUCUGUGGUAUUGUUUUGACUGUCGCUGUCCCUUUAAUUACUAUUGUGUUCUCUUAUAUUCAGAUUCUGACCAUUUGUUUGAAAUCUUCCAUCGAGACCAGACAGAAAGCUUUCAGCACCUGUUCUCCUCAUCUGGUCUCGCUGCUCAACUUCUCUUUCGGCUGUUUCUUAACUCUGCUCCAGAGUAGAUUUGAUAGCCCUAUGAGAAAUGUUCCAACUGUACUUCACACUAUUUUAUCAGUGUACUAUCUGAUGUGCCAGCCACUUUUAAAUCCUAUUGUGUAUGGAGUUAGGAUGGCUAAAAUCAGACAGGCUUGUAAAUACAUACUACCUGUAGGUCUGUACCCUAAAACAUAAGCUAAGCAUUUCGUGGGACCUUUUCCAUCCUGAUUGUUCAAUAUUUGUGAUGUUGACUUGUGUUUUGUUACUUAGGCUAGUCGCAAAAAUGAAUGGGGGUGAGGAUGGUAAAUGUAAAACAUUUGCUAAUUUAUGAAAUAUUGUCAUAUAAAUCAAAUAUAAACAGGAGAAGUUCAUGACUUUGAAUUUCUCUCUUAAAUUGAAGUUUCUAAGGCUGCAUUCACAAAGCAAGUCCAAUUCUGAUCUUUAUUAUUGGCAAAAUAUCUGAUCUGGUUGGUCAAAAGACAAAUUAUUGGCAAAUUAUCAGAAUUAGACCACCUGUGUAAACACAUAAAAUCUUUGUGUAAACACAAAUAAAUCAAGAUAUGCAAAACUGUCUGGAUCAAUCAACAACAGUGA